Messenger RNA from Melozone crissalis (California towhee), 933 nucleotides. RefSeq names its product olfactory receptor 14A16-like. Bases 1 to 933 code for a protein of 310 amino acids. Gene Ontology annotation, molecular function: G protein-coupled receptor activity; olfactory receptor activity. Gene Ontology annotation, cellular component: membrane. The record is from RefSeq and is a predicted model, not a curated record. Lineage: Eukaryota; Metazoa; Chordata; Aves; Passeriformes; Passerellidae. The transcript has a single exon. Gene Ontology annotation, biological process: G protein-coupled receptor signaling pathway.
AUGUCCAACAGCAGCUCCAUCAGGCACUUCCUCUUGCUGGCAUUGGCAGACAUGCGGCAGCUGCAGCUCCUGCACUUCUGCCUCUUGCUGGGCAUCUCCCUGGCUGCCCUCCUGGGCAACGGACUCAUCAUCAGUGCCGUAGCCUGCAGCCACCACCUGCACACGCCCAUGUUCUUCUUCCUGCUCAACCUGGCCCUCAGCGACCUGGGCUCCAUCUGCACCACUGUCCCCAAAGCCAUGCACAAUUCCCUCUGGAGCACCAGGAACAUCUCCUAUGCAGGAUGUGCUGCCCAGGUGUUUUUCUUUCUCUUCUUCAUCUCAGCAGAGUAUUUCCUCCUGACCGUCAUGAGCUACAACCGCUACGUGUCCAUCUGCAAACCCCGGCACUACGGGACCCUCCUGGGCAGCAGAGCUUGUGCCCACAUGGCAGCAGCUGCCUGGGCCAGUGCCUUUCUUUAUUCACUGCUGCACACAGUCAAUACAUUUUCCCUGCCCCUGUGCCAUGGCAAUGCCAUGGGCCAGUUUUUCUGUGAGGUGCCCCAGAUCCUCAAGCUCUCCUGCUCCAAAUCCUACCUCAGGGAAAAUGGGCUAAUUGCAGUGAGUGCCUGCUUGCUAUUUGGCUGUUUUGUGUUCAUUGUUUUCUCCUACAUGCAGAUCUUGAGAGCCGUACUGAGGAUCCCGUCUGAGCAGGGAUGGCACAAAGCCUUUUCCACCUGCCUCCCUCACCUGGCCGUGCUCUCCCUGUUCCUCAGUAGUGCCAUAUUUGUUCACCUGAAGCCUCUCUCCAUGUCCUCCCCAUUCCUGGAUCUGUCAAUGUCAGUUCUGUACUCGGUUGUGCCUCCAGCUGUGAACCCCCUCAUCUACAGCCUGAGGAACCAGGAGCUCAAGGCUGCAGUGGGGAGACUGAUGACUGGGUGCUUUCAGGAACACUAA